Photinus pyralis (common eastern firefly) is the source of this 1242-nucleotide messenger RNA. RefSeq lists its product as uncharacterized. The record is from RefSeq and is a predicted model, not a curated record. Bases 31 to 828 code for a protein of 265 amino acids. NCBI's taxonomy places the organism in Eukaryota, Metazoa, Arthropoda, Insecta, Coleoptera, Lampyridae. The transcript is spliced from 2 exons.
UAAGAAAGUAAGAAAUCGAUUUAUAUCGAGAUGAGUGCACAAAUACAACAAGAAUCGCAAGAUUCAUGGGGUAGUGAAGAUGAUGAUGAUGAUGAUGCAAAGUCAUCGCUUUCGGUAGAUAAAUUAUUGGUGAAUGAAUCAUCGAAAGAGGAGGAGCAAGGAAAGGAAACCUUAAUAUCCGCAUGGUCGCUAUUCUUAGACGGAGGCAUUAUUCUCGAAGUUGGCGUUACACUGGACGAGUACUUUUUCGAUUCCAUCGUGCAAAUAUCAUGUCCUCCGCAUUAUGAAGACCAGUAUUUACAAUUUGAGAGUUGCGAAUGGAAAGAAAUAUUCAAUUUUAAAACGGAACACUUAAUUAAACAUAUGGUGCAGUGUACGCCUAAAAGAAGGAGCAAGCAUGAAAUUUUUACCCAGUCCAAAAUAAUAAUACUUGAAGCGGAAGAAGAAGAAGGCGUUAGAUGUAUUCGAAUAAGCGAAUCAGAUAAAUCUAUACUAUUUUCCAAGCAAGCAGUCGAUAUGAUAUUUAACGCUUCCGAAGUGAUUACUCAAAAACUGAAUGUCGUCAAUCACUAUGCGAUGUAUUGUCUUUAUGAUGACUUUACGCGUGAGUUGGCAAAAAUUCUACAUACCGAAGGUGUUACUAGCGAAGAGAGCAUUUUAUCCAGAGCGAAAAUCAUAUGCCAAAAUCUCAAAUUCUUAACAUCGCUAUGCAGUUGGAAGGAAAAGUAUGAUAAUUUGCAAGACUUUACUCUUCUAACAGAAAUUGUAAACAUUCACCCUCGAAAAUUUAUAAAUACGGUUGUUAGUAAAAUUAGCAUGUUAAAAUAAAUAAUUUUAUAGCGUAAAAAAUGCUUUUUAUUUAUUCAUACGUAUCGAUACACAACAACUUAUUAUCCACCUAAUGCCGCAUAUACAAUUCAAUUUGUUUAUCAAACUUUAAAAGUUUAGCUAAUACAUUAUAUAAUUGCUCCAAUACGCCUUUAUUAGCACAAUGAAUAUUGAAUAAGGAUAGAUCAAUGUCACCUGAUUGAAUUACACGACCUGUAUAUUCACUAUAUUUAUGAAAUUUAUUUCCGGUGAUAAAGUAUAGGUAUCCAUCCAUGUAUUUGAAUAUAGAAGUUAUCUUAGCCGGAAUAUCCGGAAAGGUUUCCGCAUAUAUUAAGCGAUUUUUAGGCCGAUGACUACAAUCAUCCAAAUCUAGCAGUUCAUUUGCACCAUGAUAAAUAAGCGUGCAUCCGGUAU